This is a messenger RNA of Cooperia oncophora, 534 nucleotides long. The record is from the annotation of a GenBank genome assembly. NCBI's taxonomy places the organism in Eukaryota, Metazoa, Nematoda, Chromadorea, Rhabditida, Trichostrongylidae.
AUGGGUGACGAUGAGAAAAUCGCGGAAGUUCGCGAAAAGAAAGCGAAAAACGUUAUGAGGGAGCUGAAGAUCCAGAAGCUGUGCCUCAACAUCUGCGUAGGAGAGUCUGGUGACAGACUUACUCGUGCAGCUAAGGUGUUGGAACAGCUCACCGGUCAAACCCCAGUGUUCUCAAAGGCGCGGUACACUGUUAGGUCGUUCGGAAUUCGACGAAAUGAAAAGAUUGCUGUGCACUGUACCGUUCGUGGUCCAAAAGCGGAGGAAAUCCUUGAGAAGGGGCUCAAGGUGAAGGAAUUCGAGUUGUACAAGGAGAAUUUCUCGGAUUCCGGCAACUUCGGCUUCGGAAUACAGGAGCACAUCGAUCUUGGUAUCAAAUAUGAUCCUGGAAUCGGUAUUUACGGUAUGGACUUUUAUGUAGUCCUUGAUCGUGCUGGGCGUCGUGUUGCUAGACGGAGACGAGCCCCUGGUCGUGUGGGCCCGUCUCACAGAGUCCAUCGUGAAGAGUCAGUGAAAGUGGUUCCAACAGAAGUAUGA